GUCAAGUCCUUGUCACUUGUCAAGUCAAAUCCUCAAUUAAUUGAUUUUAUUUGAGAAAUUCUUUCGCGGGUUAUGAAUUUAUUUGAUAUUACCUAGGUACCUAGUUGAUUUACUGUUGAAGAAAUAAUCAUUUUAUGUAACAAUGAGUUUCAAACCUGUAACACACGUAUUAUUCGAUUUGGACGGCUUACUUUUAGAUUCCGAAGUCCUGUACACGGAAACGUUUUCUACUGUCUGUGCUAAAUAUGGCAAGAAUUUCACAUGGGAAUUGAAGUCGAAAAUUCUUGGGUUUCAAGGGCAGGAAUGUGCUGACAAAAUAAUCACUGCUCUGGAUUUACCAAUAACCCGAGAAACAUUUAUGGCAGAAUGUCAAGCUGUUAACGAGGUACUGUUCCCUAAAGUGCAGCUUAUGCCAGGUGCUCAUAAGCUUGUAGAACACCUAUAUAAGAAAGGAGUGCCAAUAGCACUAGCCACAAGCUCUAGUAAGGAAAGUGUAGAUGUGAAAAUGCAGAAUCACCAAGACUUCCUGAAAUACUUCCACCAUCUCACUAUGGGGACUUCUGACCCUGAGGUCACUAAAGGAAAACCUGACCCUGCUAUAUUUUUGGUUAGCGCCUCUAGGUUCCCAAACACCCCUAAACCAGAAGAUUGUCUGGUAUUUGAAGAUGCUGUCAAUGGGGUUAAGGCUGCCUGUGCUGCCAACAUGCAAGUUGUUGUUGUACCUGAUCCCCGCAUACCUCCUGAAGAACUGACACAGGCAACUUUAGUCCUUAAAUCCUUGGAAGACUUUGAGCCGGAGCUCUUUGGUCUACCAGGGUAUGAUUAAAAUGCUAAAAGAUGCGCAGUAAUGUCUCAACCACAAUCUAUCUAUCACAUUCUUAUGAUAUUAGUUAUUAUUUUAAUUUAUGAUGACUAGCUGAAAAUAAUUGCCUAUGCCUAUGUUUUUGUAGUGAUAUAGUCAUAUGUGGAAAAUACCUCUCCGACUAUCUCCACACCAAAAAUCACCUCAAUCAAAUGCUAUGUUUUGAUUUAAAAGAACAACCAACACUAUCACAUUUAUAAUAGAUUGGAUGGAAGUUAUGUAUUUCAUAUAACUAGAAGAACCUAAGUAGAUUUUCUAUGUAUUUAACCACUUGGGUAGUGUAAUGGUUGGAUAAGCUAUAUCUUUACAGAAAUCUUCAAUUUGAAAUUUGGAUUCUUGAAGGGGUUUGGAUAUUUUGAUAGCAAAACCUUUAUUUUUAAUAUUAUAUCUUAUAUUUUUUGUUAAUAAAAAUUGUUUAUAAGAAUGAUGGUUGUUAAGGUCAAAAUGAAAGUAUGCAGGUUAUAUUAAUUUUGUACUUAAUACGUAAGUUUUGUUGAAAUACAACUGUUUUUCACAAACUAUGAAUCUACCUCACAUAUAAUGUCACAAUUUUAUAGGUUUUCAGAAUCAUAAUAUGUUAAUAUACAUUUUUUACUUAUUUAUAAUGUUUUGUUACAUUUUAUUAUGUUUUAAACCUUCCACGCAACAUUUCAGUUAAUAUCUAUUAGUUAUCUGUAUCUAGUCAAAUAUUGUAAAAGUUAUAUUUGUGGUAAUAAAACAAUUGAUAGACAUUAUUAUAUAA
This is a messenger RNA of Plodia interpunctella (Indianmeal moth), 1604 nucleotides long. Its product is annotated as pseudouridine-5'-phosphatase-like. The record is from RefSeq and is a predicted model, not a curated record. The transcript is spliced from 4 exons. NCBI's taxonomy places the organism in Eukaryota, Metazoa, Arthropoda, Insecta, Lepidoptera, Pyralidae. Gene Ontology annotation, molecular function: phosphatase activity. Bases 143 to 826 code for a protein of 227 amino acids.